Molecule: messenger RNA, 1963 nt
Organism: Zingiber officinale
Lineage: Eukaryota; Viridiplantae; Streptophyta; Magnoliopsida; Zingiberales; Zingiberaceae
Product: indole-3-acetic acid-amido synthetase GH3.17-like
Exons: 4
Coding region: 1-1824 (607 amino acids)
Cellular component (GO): cytoplasm
Molecular function (GO): acid-amino acid ligase activity
Source: RefSeq, a predicted model, not a curated record
AUGGUGGUGCUCAGUUGCGAUCCCAAUGACUUGGAAGGCAGCAUGCGGCUCAUCGAAGAGCUCACCACGAAUGCCGGCAGGAUACAGGAGGAGGUGCUGCAGGAGAUCUUGGAGAGGAAUUCCGGGACUGAGUACCUACAUGGCUUCCUCCAUGGCCGGAGCCGCCUAGAUCAAUUCAAGGAGGAGGUCCCCGUCGUCGAUUACGAUCAAGUUAAGCCUUACAUAGAUCGUCUUGCCAAUGGAGAGCCUUCUCAGAUCAUCUCCACAGAACCCAUCUUAGAGCUCCUGACGAGUUCUGGGACUUCAGGCGGGCAGCCGAAGAUGAUGCCGUCGACGGCGGAGGAACUCGACCGGAAAACCUUCUUCUACAAUAUCUUGAUCCCCGUGAUGAACCGGUACGUGGAGGGGCUGGAGGAGGGGAAGAGCAUGUACCUGCUAUUCGUGAAGCCGGAGAUCAGCACGCCGUCAGGGCUUCCGGCGAGGCCUGUGCUGACGAGUUACUACAAGAGCGGCCACUUCCGGAACCGACCGUUCAAUAGAUAUAAUGUGUUCACGAGCCCCGACGAGGUCAUCCUUUGUUCCGACGCGAAACAGAGCAUGUUCUGCCAGCUGCUCUGCGGCCUGGUCCAGCGCACGGACGUGCUCCGCGUCGGCGCCGUCUUCGCCUCCGCCUUUCUCCGCGCCGUCAAGUUCCUGGAGGACCACUGGCGCGAACUCUGCGCCAACAUCCGCUCCGGCCGCGUCAGCGACUGGAUCCCCGACGGGCCAUGCCGCGAGGCCGUUAGCCGCGUGCUCUUGCGGCCGGACCCUGCGCUGGCCGACCUUAUCGAGGCGGAGUGCGGCCAGCCGGAGUCAUGGGGAGGCAUCGUGAGGCGGCUCUGGCCACGGACCAAGUACGUCGACGUCAUCGUCACCGGCUCCAUGGCGCAGUACAUCCCACUUCUGGAGUUCUACGGCGGCGGCCUCCCGCUUGUGUCUACCAUGUACGGAUCCUCCGAGUGCUACCUCGGCAUCAACCUCCGGCCACUCGACCGCCCGGCAGACGUCUCCUACACCCUCCUCCCCAACAUGGCCUACUUCGAGUUUAUGCAGGUCGACGACGAGCGGACCUACGAGUGCGCCUCCGACUGCACCGGCGAUCUCAAGGUGGUGGAUCUCGUGGACGUCGAGGUCGGCCGCUACUACGAGCUCGUUGUCACCACGUUCACAGGUUUGUACAGGUACAGGGUGGGCGACAUCCUCAUGGUGACCGGCUUCCACAACGCGGCGCCGCAGUUCCGGUUCGUGCACCGGCGCAACGUGGUGCUCAGCGUCGACACCGACAAGACCAACGAGGAGGACCUCCUCCGGGCGGUGACGCGUGCCAAGCUCCUGCUCGAGCCGCUCGGGUGGCUGCUGACGGAGUACACCAGCUACGCCGACACCGCCUCCAUCCCGGGACACUACGUCCUCUUCUGGGAACUGAAGGCCACGGCCGCCAGCGGCAACGAAGACGGCCUGGCACUCGAUCGGGCCGUCAUGGAGGACUGCUGCUCCGCCGUCGAGUCCUGCCUCGACGCUGUCUACCGGCGGUGUCGGAAGCGGGACCUCUCCAUCGGGCCGCUGGAGAUCAGGGUGGUCCGCACCGGCGCGUUCGACGUGCUCAUGGACUACUGCGUCUCGCGGGGGUCGUCGGUUAACCAGUACAAGACGCCGCGGUGCAUCAAGCCGCCGGAGGCCAUCCGACUCCUGGACGAGGUGGUGGUGGGCAGGUUCUUCAGCACGAAGGUGCCCUUUUGGGAGCCCUACGAGAUGGACGUCAAGGCCAUUCCUCCUUCCUCAUGAGGCUCUGCUGCUCCGUCCUGAAGUUCAAGGAUGCACGGAAGGUGUUCGAGGUUGGUCCACUGUGUUAGCGUAGUGACAACAGUCCUGGAUUGAUGAUUUAGGUUUAAUUUCAUCUUUGGAUUUGUCAACGCCAUCAUGU